AUGGCUGACAUUGAAGAAGUUGAUCAACCUAUUGAAACACAUGUUAUUCAUGAAAAUGAAGCAAAUGCAAUGGAACAAUGUAAUGAAGGUAAAGGUAAGGAUGAAAGUAUAUUGGGAAAGGUUUUCGAUACACCUGAUGAUGCAUAUACAUUUUAUAAUGAUUAUGCAUUUUUACAUGGAUUUGGUAUACGUAUUGAUGCCACAUUUAAACAUAAGACGACAAAGGAACCUUAUCGCAAGAUAUAUGUAUGCGACAAAGAAGGUUUUAAACGGUUAGACGAUAAUGCUUCAAGUGGAAUCGAGGAAAAACGUCGUAGAGAAGUUAGAAUCGAAUGUAAAGCAGAACUUCGAAUUUCAAAAAAUAAAGAUGGUAAAUGGUUUGUAGUCUCGUUUAAUGACACACACAAUCAUGAAUUGAGCAUGACACCAACGAAGGUGAUGAAGCAUAGAUCUCAUGCAAAGUUCCAUCGUUUAACGGAAUGCAAAUCUCUUAUGGUGGAACUAGGUCAAGCAGGAUUGAAACCUUGUCAAGUUAGAAAGGCUAUUAAUGCAAUGAAAACGUCAACCGUAGCUGAUGUUACUUCAAAGCAGUGUGCUGAUGUCUUAUCUGAGCAACGAAAACAAUACAAAGGAAAGGAGUUCUAUGGACUUAUAAAACAUUUUCAAGAUAAAGCCUUAGUGGAUAAUGACCAAUACUUUACUGUGGAUUUGUGUGAUGAUGGGAGUCCUAAAAAUAUUUUUUGGGCUGAUAGAAGAUCAAGAGACGCAUAUACUAAAUUUAGCGAUGUUGUUGUGUUUGAUGUCACUUAUAUGACAAACAAAUUCAAGAUGCCUUUUGCUCCCUUUGUUGGUGUUAAUCAUCAUGGGCAAUCUAUACUUUUUGGUGGAGCAUUGCUAGAAAACGAAAAAGAAGAAACUUCUGAAUGGUUAUUUGAGCAUUUCCUCAAAUGUAUGUUUGGCAAAUAUCUGAAGGCUAUUAUUACUGAUCAAGACAAAGCUAUUGGCAAUGCAAUAAAAAAAAGUAUUUCCAAAAACUCAGCAUCGUUUUUGUGCAUGGCAUAUUAA
Messenger RNA from Lactuca sativa (garden lettuce), 1065 nucleotides. The record is from RefSeq and is a predicted model, not a curated record. NCBI's taxonomy places the organism in Eukaryota, Viridiplantae, Streptophyta, Magnoliopsida, Asterales, Asteraceae.